CCUUGGUACGCAAUUUAACGCAUUAGUAUCUCAGCGUGUGAGAUUGUCCGUGUUGAAGUCUCAGCAAGAAUACGUAAAUAGCGCUGUUACGUUAAAGUAUGACCAUUACUUUUUCUGUAAAUUAUAAUUAAAGUUUGGAGUACCUUGUUGAAAACUCCAAUAACGUCUUUCUUAAAGUCGUAGCAGUGUGCAAUAUCCCGUACAACAAAAAUUCUAUUUGUUAAGAAAUUUUGUAAUUUUUUUACAGACACAUUGGACAAACUCAUCGUUCGUGAAGUUUCAACGUUGUAUUAAUUUUCUCGAUUUCCUACCAAACGUCUUUUUUUCUUUCUUCGUCUGUUUGCAAUAAGAUUACAUGGUCUAUAUGACCCGAAGAAUGGCUAUAUAUGGAUGACUUUAAAUCAUUACUAGAAGCACUCGAUUGCAGUGAGAAAGAGGCAACUGAUGGUUGGGGAAUUGACUUUGUGAACACUCCUGCCUGGACAAAAACACUAAUAAGCUCUGAUUUGACUCCAGAAUUGACAUCAGAAUCGGCAGCUUGGAAGAAUGAGAUACAACGUCAAGACCCUAUUGAUGAGUGCUCAAUAAACAAUUCGUUAACAAGAAUCUUUGGGCCAUACAAAAUGCCAAGUCAACUAAUUCGAGGAAUUGGUAACUAUAAUGAGCUCACAGACUCAACAAUGAAUGUUUUUUGUCGGUUGUUUGCUCCUUUUAACCAGAAUAAGACUAUACAACAACUCAGAACGGGAGCUUUAACAAAGUUAUUUCGGGAACAUAUGCUUUCUUGGGGUCAGGAACAUUUUUUUGAGAAAUCACAAAAUACAGCGGUGUUUUGCUGGUCAAGCUCGUAUAAAAGUGAGCUGAAACGCGCAAGACGAAGUCUCCGACGGCAAAGAAGUAAAAACAGUAUUCAACCUACUUCUCCUGACAAAGCACAUGCCAUUACACCGACAACAGCAUUCUCUCCGGAAGAUGAGAAUUUUACUUCCAUAAGGAGAAAUAAAAGCAUACUUAAUCAGAUAACUCAAAACGAAAAACUUGAUACUGCCAAUUAUCAAGAGAGUGAACAUAAUAAGCAAUUACAAACGGAUUUUGACACACAACGAUCACCUGUGUCUCAUCCUGAAGAAGACGAUCAGAGUGCUAAGGCGAAAACGAAUAGUAAAAAACCGUCAUCAAGUGACUCUAUUCUCAAACAUACUGUUGAUGCAGUGAACGACUUUCUAAGCAACACUAUAUCACUUGCCGAUUCCGCAACUAACGAUGAUGAACAUAAUCUGCAUAUGCAAAAACAAAGUGAGACUUUCCCAACUAAUGCGCGUCCAGAGACAUUGGAUCAGGAUUUGCAUUUACCCGUUCAGAGGCCCGAAGAAAAUGUCAAUGCAGAAUGUAACGUUUCCGUGAAUUCUGACGAUGAUUGGGGUGACUGGAAACAAGCACAGGAUGAUUCAAAUGGAAGUCCGGAACCACAAUCCGUUGACACUCCUAAACAGAAUGAAAAUAAUGGUUUGGGUCGAUCACUUGAUUUUUCCAAUUUUGAUUUAAGUGUCCUUGAAAAGGGCACUUCUUCUCGCAGCGUGUCUGCCGAGCGAACAAUUCCCAACAAUAAUGAAAGUGAAGCGGUUGAUUCCGUUCUCAAACAACUCCCAGAUUUAUCUUAUUUAUUAUGAGACUUAAAAUUUUACGAUACAGCUUAGUCUGUUAAUGAGAUUGCAUUUUCCGGUACGCCAGAACGAGAGUAAAGGAAUUGGCUGAGCCAUUCUAUUACCUUAUACCAUUCUUCCGGAGUGCAAGGCAUUUCUGUCCGGUCCUUUCUAUUCCAGCACACGAAUUUUGUAGAAGAGAAUGUUUGUUGAAGCCGUUUUUUUUCAUACAUAGUACAGACCUGCGCUGUUUGUUUCUCGGCGACAAGUAUGGGAAUAUCUAUCUGCCGUUUAGGUAACGAUAUUGCUAAGGGUAACGAAGAACCAAAACUCAUAACCCCGCCUAGUAACUUGUGCCGUUCUUCAGCAUACUUUUCAGCAAACUUUAAAGCUACCAUUCCUCCUUGCCCAAAACCAAGUAGAAAUAUCCGUCUACUGGGAAUUUCGCAGGAAGAUUCUAUUUUGCUCACUAUAAGUUCCAACAAUUCAAGACUUUUUGAAAAAUCGGCUUCCAUAUCGACAUCACCAUUUUGGUCAAAAUGGACGUCUUCUCCCCACAUCCAGUUUCCUCCAGGAUUAUCUGUUCCCAAUGGAAGCACGUAUGGUGCACGUAGUGAAAUAUAACUUGUCCAAGGAAUAUGGAGCCUGUGUGCCAUAUUUGUGAAACUGAGAUUAGAAUCGCCGAAACCAUGAAGCAAUAGAAUCACAUUGUAAGAUGCCCUACUCUUUCCAAAUAUUACAUCUGCUGUGACAUUGGGCGGUAUGCAUUUCUUAAGCAAAUCCGCGCUCUCCAUUUUUUUAUUAUAGUGAAAGAAACGAAUUAUAACAAUGAGCUUUAAUUUUCACUCGCACCCGAAACAGUUUCUUCUUUGAUUUGUGCUUGUUCUGCGUGCUGAAUAUCCUGUAUGAUUCUCGCAACGGCUUCUGGAUGGACGUUGUUUUCGCAUAAACUGAUACACAACGAAAGUGUGCUUUUAUCAAUAUUUACGCCAAGCAGGUUGCUAAUUUCAUAGAGAAUAUCUAUAGUAUCACUUGCGUUUGCUGGCGAUGUGCUCAUUAAAUACAAUAGUUUCUCUUUUCUUUUUUAAUUUAAGUAUAUUUAGUUAAAGCUAGCGUCAAGGCUGGAUAGGAAACGUUCACUUUCGAAAAAAA
Molecule: messenger RNA, 2795 nt
Organism: Schizosaccharomyces japonicus yFS275
Lineage: Eukaryota; Fungi; Ascomycota; Schizosaccharomycetes; Schizosaccharomycetales; Schizosaccharomycetaceae
Exons: 1
Coding region: 387-1670 (427 amino acids)
Source: RefSeq, a predicted model, not a curated record